Messenger RNA from Drosophila guanche, 2249 nucleotides. RefSeq names its product probable peroxisomal acyl-coenzyme A oxidase 1 (gene Acox57D-p). Gene Ontology annotation, cellular component: peroxisome. The record is from RefSeq and is a predicted model, not a curated record. The transcript is spliced from 9 exons. Gene Ontology annotation, molecular function: fatty acid binding; acyl-CoA oxidase activity; FAD binding. Gene Ontology annotation, biological process: lipid homeostasis; fatty acid beta-oxidation using acyl-CoA oxidase. Bases 75 to 2102 code for a protein of 675 amino acids. Lineage: Eukaryota; Metazoa; Arthropoda; Insecta; Diptera; Drosophilidae.
AUGGUGGGCCCUCAGUUUGCCGGAGCAAGUAGCAGGAGCAGCAACAAGUGGAGAUCGCAUUCACACAAAGGAAAAUGGCACCCUCAGUGAUCCCAACUACCGUUAAUCCGGAUAUCCAGAAGGAGCGCAAUGCGGCCAGCUUCAGCAGUGAUGAGUUCGCGGCCUGGUGGUCAGGGGGCGAGGAGAAGCUAAAGUUCAACCGAGACGUGCGCGAAUACCUGCAGAAGGAUAUGGAUGUGGAGGAGGUGCGGCAGAUUCACAACAAGUCGCAUGAGGAGAUCUACGAGCUCUCCAGCAAAUCGGCCAUUGCUGCGGCCAGGAAGCUGCAGCGCCUGCAAAAGGAGCGCAAUCCUGGGGGAAACGACUACUGGCCUGCAUUGUACGAUAAUCAGGUCAUGUGGGGCCUGGUGCCGGGUGGCAAUCCCUUCGGCGUGAUGUACGUGAUGCUGGUGAAGGCGCUGCAGGCUCAGUGCACCCCCGAGCAGUACGAGGAGUUCGGCAAGCGCAUAGAGAACUUUGAGGUCUGCGGAACGUACGCCCAGACAGAGCUGGGACAUGGCACGUACCUUCGCGGACUGGAGACACGUGCUGAUUUCGAUCCGAAGACGGACGAGUUUGUGCUCAACACUCCCAAGAUAUCCUCCUACAAAUGGUGGCCAGGAGGCUUGGGCCACAGCUCCAACCACUGCAUGGUGAUGGCCCAGCUGUACGUUGACAACAAACCCAAGGGCCCACAUAUGUUCUACGUACAGGUACGCGACGAGGAGACGCACGAGCCCCUGCCCGGCAUCCACAUCGGCGACAUUGGCAAGAAAAUGGGCUUCAUUGGCGUGAACAAUGGGUUCCUGGGCCUGAAGAACGUCCGCAUUCCCCGCACCCGCAUGCUGAUGCGCCAUGCGCAGGUCAAUGCCGACGGCAGCUACGUCAGCAGUCCCUCGAAUGUCCUCACCUACUUUGCCAUGGUGCGCACGCGCUGUGUGAUUGCCUGGAACAACGCUGUCAUGCUGGCGAUUGCCGCUACCAUCGCCACUCGCUACUCGGCCGUGCGCCGUCAGAGUCCCAUCAAUCCCAAGGAGCCAGAGCCACAGAUUAUGGACCACGUGACGCAGCAGAUGAAGCUGUUCCCGGAGAUAGCGACCAGCGUGGCCUACCGGCUGGCCAGUGCGCAUCUCUGGAAUCUGUACGACAUUACCUUGGGCGACAUAUCGAAUGGCAGGUACGAGCGUCUCCCGGAGCUGCACUCUCUGUCCUGUGCCCUGAAGGUGAACUGCUCCUCUGACUCGACCAUUGGCGUGGAGAGGCUGAGACUGGCCUGCGGCGGACAUGGCUAUCUCAGCUCCUCCAACAUGGGCAAUGUCUACGUUAAUGCCACGGCUGCCUGCACCUAUGAGGGCGAGAACACGGUGCUGCUCCUGCAGAUUGGCCGCUUUCUGAUGAAGUCGUGGCGAGCGGCAUUGAGUGGAGCUCCGCUGGCGCCGACCGUCAGGUACUUGGCUGAGGUCCAGAAGAAACCCGAAUUUGGCUCGUGGACCGGCACCUGGGAUAACAUGGUACAGGCCAUGCAGUUUGCUGCUGCUAAGAAGACAGCCUUGGCUUUCAAGAGCCUCUCCAGUCGUCUGUCCAGAGGCGAGACCGAGGAGACAGCGGCCAACCACACGGGAAUCGAGCUCACUCAGGCAGCAGAGCUGCACGGCCGCGCCUUUGUGUUCUCCUCAUUUACCGAUGAGGUCACUGGUCCCAACGCAAGGACUCGUUCAGCGGCGUUGAACCAAGUCCUGGAGAACCUUCUGGAACUGUACCUGGUCAAGGAGUCGCUUAAUCACAUGGCCAACUUGCUUAGAUUCAUCAACUUGACGGACACGGAUCUGACCAGGCUGCAGGACCGCCUGGAGACGGUGUUGACCAAGCUCCGUCCCGAUGCUGUGGCCAUUGUGGAUGGCUUUGACUUCAGCGACGUGCAGCUUAACUCCACGCUGGGCUCCUUCGACGGCAAUGCCUACGAGCGAAUUUUCGAUGCGGCCAUGAAGAAUCCCAUGAACCAGAAGUCGGUGCCAAAGUCCUUCCAUGAGCACCUUAAGCCCUUCAUGAAGUCCAAUAUCUAGUGUCAGUGCAAUGUGUAUAUGCGUGUGCAUAUGCCUCUAACAAUAUCCGUAUCGACCAGAUUUAGUUUAUCUUGCCAUUGCGCCUGUAUGUCUCUCGUGAUUUAAAGCAAAUGCAAAUUAUGUACCAUAAAUUUAUUAUCACAUUAA